Molecule: messenger RNA, 3569 nt
Organism: Pocillopora damicornis (cauliflower coral)
Lineage: Eukaryota; Metazoa; Cnidaria; Anthozoa; Scleractinia; Pocilloporidae
Product: pleckstrin homology domain-containing family M member 2
Biological process (GO): regulation of protein localization; lysosome localization; Golgi organization
Cellular component (GO): endosome membrane
Molecular function (GO): kinesin binding
Source: RefSeq, a predicted model, not a curated record
AUCCUGGUUAAGAGGGCCAAACAGAUCAGUUGAAACGGUCAGGCGGUCGGUCAGGCGUCGUGAAAUCCACGAAGAUCUUUUUAAUUAGUUCAACGUUACUAUGCUGUUUUGUUAAGAUUCCACCUAAUUUCAACAAAAGGUAUCGAAAUAUUAGUUUCUCACCGCGGCCAUUACUGAUCAUCAACGAGAGUUUCAAGAGUGAAAAACAAAGUGAAGAGAUAUUUCCAAUCAUCAAAUGGCCACUGAUGUCGUCAAGAAGCAAUCAGCUAAAGGAUGAAAUUCUUAAUCAGAUUGCAGAGCAGAUAAAGGGAUUACAGCUUGGACAUCAAACAGCCUUAGAUGACGGUAAAACUGACUUUCAGGUCACUGCGAACAAUAUUCACCUACAAUGCUUGUUGGACCUCUUAGAUCACUUUCUACUUCAUGGGUUGGAGAAAACUGAAUUUGGUUACUGGCCAUUUGUGAAAGAGCUCACCCACUCAGAAACAGUAAGACAGAUUGUCAGCCACCCUCAAGUAACUACUGAGUUAGAUAAAGGUCGAGUGUGGAUUUUCGCAGCAUUUGGUGAUGGCCUUUUGGAGAGCUAUAUCAGAUUAUUUGUAGAUAGUCAAAAGUUGGCAAAAAGGUUUUAUACAAAAAAAGCAUUUGUGCGAGAUAAGGAGAGACUUGCUUUAUUGCAGACUUUAGUCUCAGGUCUUGAUUAUAUCUCAAUUGUCUUGGACCAGGAAUCUCCUUAUCUUGGUUAUGGAACUCAGUAUUGUGAAGUGGAUGGCAAGUGUCAGAGGACACUUGUAACAAUGGGUAAAGAUGCUGAGGGAGUUGGCAUCAGUUCAGGCAUCAAAAGGGAUGACAACAAUAGCACAGUUAGCAGCAGCUUAUCAAGCUCAUCAACAAUAGCUACACCACUGAGUCCAAGGAGUUAUCAUUCUAGUGGAUUAAAUGAAAUCGAUGGGGAAGAAAAUGAAAAUGUAUCUGACCAAAAAGUACAUGUCCAACAGACUGAUCAGCACGAGACUCAGUUUUGUGACCAGUCUGGCAAUGAAGGUCAUAAACAAGAAACUACUUCCAGGCUCCACUAUAACAAACACUUUCAAAUACAGCAGUUUACAGAAGAUAGGGAUGUGGGGUUUGAACUAAUAGAUAACAGAAACAAAAAGCAAAUGACACAAAGAAUAGAUCAAUUGGUAGAUGCAGAACAGAACAAAGGAAAAAAUUACCUAGAGGUGCAGCAUGUUUCAUCUGGUCACAACCAUAUGCAUAAAUGGCCACCAGAUGUGCCCUCUGUAGGUUGUGAAGAUGCUCCUGAAGAACUGUCCUGUGAAGAAGACUUACUGCACAUGUCAAGAUUUCAGAGGUCACAAGAUAGCCACUCAAGUUGUAGCCCAACCAACAGUGUACAUUCAACAGAUUCUAUGGACCAGUUUUGUAGAGACUUUGACUCUAGUUUAAAAGUUACCAGUGAAAUGUCCCUAAACAGUGCCACUCUUCAGUUGUGUGAUAAUACUGCUGGUGGACAGCCAGACUCCUAUGAUGCAGAAAAAAAUUCAACGCAUGGAGUUUUCAGUGAUGAUGGCCUGCAAACUGUAACAGCAGCAGAAACUGAAAAACGAUUAUCAGAAGCUGAUAAUUCACCUAGUUAUGAAGGGAUAAUAUUAGGCAUUCCAAAACGACCCUCACUGCACCAGACCCCAACAACAUCUUGUGAUGUAAGGGUGGAUCAGAAUAGGAUGCUGCUAUUGUCGUUGGAAGUGUUUGAGAAGAACAGUGAGCAGUUUCACAGGAUGCUGGUGUGUAUGUGUGGACUCCCUGGUAGUCGGUUGUAUUUUAUUAACCUCCUCCUCACGGAUCAUGCGGUUUAUCUUCUAAGCAAAGCACCAUCCCACAAUGGAAAGGGCUUUCAAGUUCAAUCAGCAUUACCAUUUACAACUUUGAAGAAAGUAGAGGUUGGUCUGAACUGUCAAACAGUUACUCUGGUAUCCAAAUCUCGAAAAAUUUUCUUAUUUAUAGCAGAUGAGGCUGUUACAAGGGAUUUUCUUGCAUCAUUGACCAGUAUGAUACUCAAAUCAGGCCAUGGAUCCCUGCUCACAAAGAUUAUUUCUACUUCCUCAUUUGAGCAAGAAGUUACAUUAAAGAAGUGGAUCUGUGAACUUGAAAACCUCCAGUCGUCCAGUGUGGACAUCAGGUGUUUUACUUUUAUUCACUGGUGUGGACUAACCGGACCGGAUUCCAGCAUUGAAGUUCUCAGUCACAAAAGCGUUAAGGAAGGUUACAUGGACUGUAAGCAAGCACAGUAUUUAAGAUCCUACAAAUGGACCACCAGCUAUUUUGUGUUAAUGAAUGGAUCCCUGUAUCAAUAUGUGAAGAAGGGUGAUGAAGAAUGUAAAGUUAUUGUAGAGCUGAGAGGAUCCCGAUGUGGAGGUUGCCGAAGAGUUGAUGAUGCUGACCGCCCUUAUGCCUUUGAGGUUGUAUCAGAGGAUGGCUCAUCCCUACUUGUCCUUGCAGCCUAUAGCGAGGAUGAAUCUGCUGAUUGGAUAUUUAGGAUUUGUCAAGCUACUGCUGAUACGUCUGAAAGCGUUGAGGAAAUGAGCCCUACAGUUAUGAAAUGCGUGCCUUCUUGUCUUAUCCUCACUAAUGUCAAAAUUUUGGCGUGUCUCCCUAAUCCAACUAGAGAGGAAACGUUUCAGCUGCUUAGUGAAUGUUCUGUACAAAGUGUGACAAGGCUAUUUGUGGACAAUGAUGUCAGGAACUAUUGUAUUUUGGAGUUCGAACACAGUGAAAUCACCUCUACAGAGUCCUCUUGGUUUAUUUGGUUUAAAACGGAGUAUGAACUAGCAAAGUUUGAACGUGCUCUGCUGGAAGCUUGGCGGGAGCUCUUCCAGAUUGAUCUUCAGUUUCUUGUCUUGGGUGAAGGAUUCAUUCGCGAAAAAGCAAGACAAUUAGCAAACAACAUUGAAGAUUUGUAUAAAACCCAACUUGCUUAGCUUUGCUUCCAUGUAGUCUUUCUGAACUGUAGUCCGUUAAUAUAAUGUACAUUAGUAUUCGGUGUUUGUGCCAACUGCUAGCGUUAUUAUACCGGAGUUUCAUUACGAAUGACUCUAGCUACGUGUAGACUGUAGCCUAUGAUUACUUUCAGUAGUUACAACCUUUUGGAUUUUUCCAUAAUAUGAAAGGUGGUUUUACUGAGAACAGUAACAUUUUUUUCUUACAUUUUCUCCUUUUUUCCCCAAUGUCAGAAAUUUGUAAAUGGCAUAGUUACAGCGCAUAACGGACGAAACAAUUGUUGGCAAUUUUUAUCAGUGACCCACGAUUUCCGUGAUAAAUACUAUUCAAGCGCGAAAAAAAAAAGAAAAAAAAAAAAAAAAGAAAAAAAAAAAAAACCACAAGAAUCAGACAUACAAAACCUUUUGCAGGUUUGACAACAUUGUUUGAUUAUUUUAAAAGGCCAUAAUUGGCAGACCUGUUUUAUAUGUAAUGCAGGUAGACUUUGUUAUAGUAAAAUUGUGAUGGGUGCCGUUAUUUCAAUCAAAAAAAUUGUAGUCAAAUGGAAUAAAUGAAAUCAUUGAAGUUGA